Sorex fumeus (smoky shrew) is the source of this 1674-nucleotide messenger RNA. RefSeq names its product exosome component 1 (gene EXOSC1). Gene Ontology annotation, cellular component: nuclear exosome (RNase complex); cytoplasm. The transcript has 8 exons. Gene Ontology annotation, molecular function: RNA binding. The coding region runs from base 101 to 688 and encodes 195 amino acids. Gene Ontology annotation, biological process: RNA processing. The record is from RefSeq and is a predicted model, not a curated record. Lineage: Eukaryota; Metazoa; Chordata; Mammalia; Eulipotyphla; Soricidae.
CCAAUAGGCUUCUUCCUUACUGCCGACUUACUUCCGGCGCUGGAAGUUAACCAAUGAAAAGUCGCCUUCGUUUUCCGGCCGCCUUGGAGCCGCGGCAGUGAUGGCGCCGCCCGUGCGGUACUGCAUCCCCGGCGAGCGUCUGUGUAACCUGGAGGAAGGCAGCCCGGGCAGCGGCACCUACACCCGCCACGGCUACAUCUUCGCGUCGCUGGCCGGCUGUCUGAGCAAGAGCAGCGAGAACGGCGCGCUUCCGGUCGUGUCUGUGAUGCGAGAAACAGAAUCUCAGUUACUGCCGGAUGUGGGAACUAUAGUAACAUGUAAGGUCUCUAGCAUUAAUACACGCUUUGCCAAAGUACACAUCCUGUAUGUGGGGUCAACACCACUGAAGAAUUCGUUUCGAGGAACUAUCCGCAAGGAAGAUGUCCGAGCUACUGAAAAAGAUAAGGUUGAAAUUUACAAGAGUUUCCGCCCAGGCGACAUUGUCUUGGCCAAAGUGAUCUCGCUUGGUGAUGCACAAUCCAACUACCUCCUGACCACAGCCGAAAAUGAGCUCGGAGUCGUGGUGGCCCACAGUGAGGCCGGUGUCCAGAUGGUUCCUAUCAGCUGGUGUGAGAUGCAGUGCCCUAAGACACAUACUAAGGAGUUCCGCAAGGUGGCCCGAGUGCAGCCAGAGUUCUUGCAGACUUAAGAAACCAUUCUGUACCCACGGAGCAGGGAAACUGUUUCCAAGACUACAUGCAUGCAAGUAAAGUCUUGGUGCUGUCAUCCUUAUUCAGACGUAUGGGCUCAGGGCCCCGAACAAGAAUAUAGUGGGUGGGGCUCUUGCCUUGCAUGCAGCCUGCCCAGCAUCCCAUGAGGUCCCCUAAGCACAGCCACGAGUAAUUCGUGAUUACAUAGCCAGAAGUAACCCCUGAGCAUCACUGACUGUGGCCCCAAAACAGACAAAAACCCAGCUCAUGGGUCAGCCGGGCCCACCUCCAGAAAAAUCCACCAGAAGCCUUCUUUGUAGGUGGGCGUUUUUCUUUUGAACAUUUCAGUGAGCUCCAUUCUCUCCCAGGGUGAAUGUCUUUCUCUGAAGAACCAGCAGACAAAUUACAUUCUAUGGGGGAGAGCCUAUUUGUUCUAACAGUCUUGUAAAUAUGUACUCUUUUUUGCUAAAACAAAGAAAACUUUUCUAUUAAAAGUAUGUUAGGCUUCUGUCGUCUUGAGCAGGGACCAGAACCUAAAUGGUGUUCUGACACUCCGAAUAGGGAUUUUACCUGGGGUGCCCAUUAACAGACGUGUUCCAAAGAGCGCUCGCUUGCAGGCCAGAGUCUAGUCUCCACUGUUUUGGAUAUUUGGUGUUGUGUUAUAUGUGUUUCACCUUAACAAGUACUGAUUGUGAGCAGCAGGCUCUGGACCCAGUGCUUGACACAGUCCUUUCGGGAGAUUGCAGUUAAAUGAAAAUUCUAAAACUUAUUACAGUUGAACAUUGAAUUACAGGUCCCGGAGAUAGUGCAGAGGGUAGGGCCUUGAAUUACUGACCUGAAUUCGGUCCCCAGUAUCCCAUCUAGUCCCAAGGCCUGCCAAGAGUGAUUCCCUGAACACUGCUGAGCGUGGCCCAAACCUCUCCCACCCACCCCAAUCAAACGAAUUAACAGAGGUAACGUACUUUCUCAGGUUUCAUCCAAAUGG